Haliotis rufescens (red abalone) is the source of this 369-nucleotide messenger RNA. Its product is annotated as anther-specific protein SF18-like. NCBI's taxonomy places the organism in Eukaryota, Metazoa, Mollusca, Gastropoda, Lepetellida, Haliotidae. The coding region runs from base 1 to 369 and encodes 122 amino acids. The record is from RefSeq and is a predicted model, not a curated record. The transcript has a single exon.
AUGCUCCUCCAUCCCCUUCCCUCUGGAUCUGACAGUGGUAAUGGCCCCUAUGCUCCUCCAUCCCUCCCCUCUGGAUCUGACAGUGGUAAUGGCCCCUAUGCUCCUCCAUCCCUCCCCUCUGGAUCUGACAGUGGUAAUGGCCCCUAUGCUCCUCCAUCUCAUUCCCUUGGACCUGACAGUGGUAAUGGCCCCUAUGCUCCUCCAUCCCUCCCCUCUGGAUCUGACAGUGGUAAUGGCCCCUAUGCUCCUCCAUCCCUCCCCUCUGGAUCUGACAGUGGUAAUGGCCCCUAUGCUCCUCCAUCCCUCCCCUCCGGAUCUGACAGUGGUAAUGGCCCCUAUGCUCCUCCAUCUCCUUCAGUCUGCAUCUGA